GAUCCACAAGGCUUAUACACACCAACUUCCGGGCUCGGAUCUAAGCGGCUGAACUCCAUCCCUGUUGGCUUCGCUGUAUUUUGGCUGACGAGACUUCACGUGCCGGCUGAGAAGAUAUUCUGCUUUCUCUGUAUUUUGUUGGUGAAAAUAGUUCGGUAGCUUUUAUUGGCGGUUCUAAAAGUUGAAGAUGGGCCCUCCAGCAGAAAUGGUGUAUGAUUUUCACCAGGUGGUCGUGGUGGCCGUGGAGGUGGUAGAGGUGGCUUCGGAGGAAGUAGAGGUGGUUUUGGAAGAAGUCCGGGAGGUAGAGGCGGCGGCGGCUUUGGAAGAAGUCCAGGAGGAAGAGGUGGAGGUGGACGAGGAUUUGGUGGGAGAGGUGGUGGUGGCAGGGGAGGAGGCAGAGGCCGUGGAGGUGGUAAGUGAAUGUGGCAUGAGAGGUGGUAAGAAGGUUAUCAUUGAACCUCAUAGGCAUGAAGGAGUGUUUAUUGCUCGGGGUAAAGAAGAUGCAUUAGUAACUAUGAACAUGGUACCUGGAGAAGCUGUUUAUGGGGAAAAGAGGAUACAAGUUGAAGAAGGAGAGACUAAAUUGGAAUACAGAGUAUGGAAUCCAUUCCGAUCAAAACUUGCUGCUGCUAUUUUGGGUGGAGUGGAUAAGAUUCAUAUGCCCCCAGGAACAAAAGUAUUGUACCUUGGAGCAGCGUCUGGUACUACAGUUUCUCAUGUUUCGGAUGUUGUUGGACCCGAAGGUCUUGUGUAUGCUGUUGAGUUUUCUCAACGAUCUGGACGUGACUUAAUCAAUAUGGCAAAAAAACGUACGAAUGUAAUUCCGAUCAUAGAGGAUGCUCGUCAUCCUCACAAAUAUCGAAUGCUGGUUGGUAUGGUUGACACAGUGUUUGCUGAUGUUGCUCAGCCUGAUCAAGCUCGAAUUGUUUCUCUGAAUGCACAACAUUUUCUGAAGAAUGGUGGACACUUUGUUAUUUCUAUUAAGGCUAGUUGUAUAGAUUCUACAGCUACUCCUGAAGCAGUGUUUGCAUCAGAGGUCAAGAAAUUACAAGCAGACAAGUUAAAACCUCAAGAACAGAUCACAUUAGAGCCCUAUGAAAGAGACCAUGCUGUUGUAGUGGGAGUUUUUAGGCCUCCACCCAAGGGUACAGGAAGUUAGUGUAAUUUAAAAAAAAUUUAUUUUGUGAGUUCUGAGACAUUUCAUCAUCAACAUUAAUUUUCAAGUCUAGUGAGCAGUUUUUAUUUCUGCAGAUUUGUAUGUUGGGUUAUGAUCCAGUUUACAUAUACAUAAUCACAUGUAUGAAGUAUUCUUGUGUUUAUCAAGACGUAUACAGAGAAUUUUAAUAAAACAAGUUAUAUACAAUUAUUGUUUUUAAUAACCUUGAAGCAAUUGUCUUCGUACUAGUGAUGUCUUGUUCUGUGCUUUGAUAAGAUAGUUUGUGAAUAUUCAGCUAUUCUGUGAAAACUGGAAAAAAACUUCGAAAUCUUGUGUAAUACAAAGGACGCAAAAUGAACAGUGGUAUCACAGGGAAACAGGUCGCAUCUAAUAUGUAUUGGAAGGUGUCUUCACCUGAGUAGAACAAAGAACUGAUGAAUCCGGAUAUCCUUGCAGUGUACGGGAUGAUAACUAAAUCAUUGAUUGCAACUUAUCUAAUAGUUUCAUGUACUGCAGUUUUUUAUCAGUUGCGUAAUUCCAUGAUCAAAGUACAGUAGAACCCCUAUUUAACGUCACCUCAGGAGGGUCUAAAAUUCUUACAUUAAUUGUGGGUUUGGGGGUAUUCUUUGAAGAAAUUAGAUAGAAUUAACCAGGAAUUAGACUUUAUUUUAAAAAUGCUAUAUUUUUAUCAUAAGGGUGGCCCAUAAAUUACAUAACACUAAAGAACGGGAGAGGGGGGGAUAGUGUUACAUAGGGGAAGGGCAUCAUGGUUUAGUGUUAUGUAAUGCUGAGAUUAAUUUUCAAUUUUUCUGAAAUAAUUCCUUUUAUUCAGUCUUGUACUAAAACCUUCAAAUAUUACCAAUUUAACUUUAAAAAUUUGAAUAAUCUAAAAGUUGAUGUACGUAUUGUUUUAAGAAAAUACUUUUUCAUUUUUAUGAAAAUUUAUCAUCCUAGACGGUGAAACGUUUGCAGUGUUUUCAGAAAUUUUCUCGUCUAGGUAUCCUUCAAACAUUAUCCCCAAUCUUAUUGUAAAAUGCAGUGCCCAUCACAAAUUCUGAUUUCAUCAUUAAUUUUAAUAUAGAAUUCUAAUAAAAUUUAUACAACUUGUUUCUAAUGUGUAAUUUAUUUUUAUUGAUUGUAAAUUGGGGGAGGGGAGGGUUUGUUGCGAGCAUUGUAUAAUUAUUUUGGAGUGAUUCAAGCGAGUGUUAACAAAUGCGUUACGGGGAGGUGUUAUUCCAAAUACUGUAUUUUUGCGUUUUGAAAUGUAUGGACGGUCCCAUACAUAUUAAAUCACAAUGUAAUCAUAGAAGUUCUAUUUGCGAGUGUGAAAUUUACAUGGUUGGGAGGCACUCCCAUCCGUCAGAAUCUGAUGGAUGCAAACAUGAGAAUAACACUACCUUAAUUCAGUUGGAAUUGCAGCUGUUAAUGUUUUGUACAUUACAUUUGGCUGUACAUGACAGACGGUGUCGCAUGACAUUGGGCAACGGUUUCCAAAACUUUAAAUAGGGGUUCUUCGGUAGUUUAUGAACACCCCAAAAUAUUUUGAUACAUCGCAUAGAAUCUUGG
This is a messenger RNA of Gryllus bimaculatus (two-spotted cricket), 2722 nucleotides long. NCBI's taxonomy places the organism in Eukaryota, Metazoa, Arthropoda, Insecta, Orthoptera, Gryllidae. The record is from the annotation of a GenBank genome assembly.